AUGAUCGAACACCUGAAGAAGAGUCCCAACGCCGUCCGGGCGAGGGACGAGUCACUCCAGCUCGGCGUUGUCCUUACACACAUGCUCAACGGAUGCCUCUACCGCAACACCACAAAGACACCAUAUCCGCAGCUGGAGGCUGACGUCGCCAUGCACCAGGCCGAGGAUCUCAUGUCUGAGCAUGACGUCGAUGUCUACGACGACGAACGAUACGACUGGUCGCCCGUGGGUGACAAGCAAGGCCUGUUCCUCCUGGGCACUAUCGUCAGCGACCACGGGAGCUAUCUCACGGACAGACGCCGUGUGCUCGACGGCGACAUGUUGGCGCUGGCAUACAAGGCCGAGGACAUGCCCACCCUCCGUGGUUUGUUCGGCCAGACGGGGAUCCGGGUAGUCCCAUCCAAACGGAAUCCGUACCGAGUCCCCAAUCGCCAAACGCAGACGAGCUCGACGAUCAAUCACCGCACCGAACCCGUGCCUGAGCGUAAUCUCGGACUGGCGGACCGGGGCAUCCGGAUCGACAUCGCGAGCCGAGAAGGGAGGCCAUCGAUCGCGAGGAUGAACGAGGACGAGCGCCUCCAAGGCCCCAUCUCCGAAGGGAAGACAGCAUCGAUCGUUCCUGACGGUCACAGCAAUCGAGAAGGUGAACGCACCCGACAGGCUGUUCAAGUCGCCGGUUUUGCCGUUCACGCAGUGCCGCGUCAAUCACGUGGACGGAACAUUCUGGACGGGCAUAAUGUUCGACCGGUAUUUCCCGCCGACACACACCACCAUCAACCAUCGCUGCAGAACUACGUGCAGUGUACGUACUGGAAACAGUGGUCGGCGCUUCUGGCUAAGCACGACGAGGUGGACAUCCCCGCGCUCCGCCGCGCGCUGCUGGGGCUGUUCAACCAAAUGCUCUGGCUGCCGCAGCCUGAGAAUGACCGGAUCUGGAAUACGCGUCAGGCCGGCGCCUCAUCGGCAAAAGCCGUGCCCACCGGGAGCCGAGGCCCGGCUCCCAUUCUUGCCGUAAAUCCGUUAGUCUACAAGGGCGAGCGCUGGGUGAUCCGGAGCAUGUCAUCCGACGAAGAGCAAGCGGACAGGGAGCAGGCGGCGAGGGAUGAGAGGAUUAGGCGUCGCGAGGAAGAGGAGGAGUCGUCGGAAUGA
This is a messenger RNA of Fomitopsis serialis, 1149 nucleotides long. RefSeq lists its product as uncharacterized. The coding region runs from base 1 to 1149 and encodes 382 amino acids. The record is from RefSeq and is a predicted model, not a curated record. NCBI's taxonomy places the organism in Eukaryota, Fungi, Basidiomycota, Agaricomycetes, Polyporales, Fomitopsidaceae. The transcript has 3 exons.